Dryobates pubescens (Downy woodpecker) is the source of this 3476-nucleotide messenger RNA. It is a transcript of the gene USP1, whose product is annotated as ubiquitin specific peptidase 1. Bases 185 to 2569 code for a protein of 794 amino acids. Lineage: Eukaryota; Metazoa; Chordata; Aves; Piciformes; Picidae. The transcript has 9 exons. Gene Ontology annotation, molecular function: cysteine-type endopeptidase activity; cysteine-type deubiquitinase activity. The record is from RefSeq and is a predicted model, not a curated record. Gene Ontology annotation, biological process: regulation of DNA repair; protein deubiquitination. Gene Ontology annotation, cellular component: nucleus; cytosol.
GGAAAACGCGCCAAGUUUCCCGUGGUGGGGAGAGCGGUGCCGGGGCGCCCCGCGGUCUCCAUAGCAACCGGCGGGUGGCGGCAGCGGCGGUCCUGCUCCGUGACAACAUGUAGCGGUGUGAGCGCCGAACGCAGCUUUCCGGCUGGGCUGGCCGCCUCCCCCGCUCCCUUGCCCGUCUGAAAAGAUGCCCGGGGUCUUGCCGAGUGACAGCACCGGGCCUGCCAGAGGGAGCCCCUCGAAAAAGAACAGGCUUUCGUUGAAGCUCUUCCAAAAAAAAGAGGCAAAAAGAGCGCUGGAUUUCACAGAGUCCCAGGAAAAUGAACAAAAGAGUUCAGAAUUCAGAGGCUCUGAGAUUGAUCAGGUUGUUCCUGCAGCACAGCCUCCUGCGCUUAUCAGCUGUGAAAAAAAAGACAACAUGCUGCCUUUUGUGGGCUUGAAUAAUCUGGGCAACACCUGUUACCUUAACAGCAUCCUUCAGGUAUUAUAUUUUUGUCCUGGCUUUAAAACUGGAGUGAAACACUUAUAUAAUAUCAUUUCAAAGAAGAAAGAAUCAUUGAAGGAUGAAGGAGAGCAGAAAGCAGAAAAGGGAAACUGUAAAGAAGAUCCACUGGCAAGUUAUGAGCUAAUCUGCAGUUUGCACUCCUUGAUUCUUUCUGUUGAGCAGCUUCAAGCCAGCUUUCUCUUAAAUCCAGAGAAAUAUACGGAUGAACUUGCGACUCAGCCACGAAGGCUUCUAAAUACCCUUAGAGAGCUCAACCCUAUGUAUGAAGGCUACUUGCAGCAUGAUGCCCAGGAAGUUCUGCAGUGUAUCCUGGGUAACAUUCAAGAAACAUGUCAGCUACUGAAAAAGGAAGAAUUAAACAAACUGCCUGUGGAAGAACCUGCACCUAAACUGGAGGAGAAACUUCAUCAAGGUAGUGAGAGCAAUGGAACUGGCAGCCCUGCUGUGGAAGAGGAGAAUGUACCAAGUAACCACGCUGGAGAGACAACUGAAGACAAGUUGCUUAAGGGAAAUGGGAAAAGAAAGAGUGAUACAGAAGGUGGCAAUGCAAAGAAAAAAUCCAAAGUAUCAAAAGAGCAAAUUGCAGCAGAAGAAAAUCAAAGACAAACCAGGUCAAAGAGGAAAGCAACAGGAGAAAAGCUGGAAAGUCAAACCGAUGCCAUUGCCAAGUGUGCCAGUGAAAGCGAGAGCGCCAAGCCGACGCAGAAGAAGUCUCGACUUAGGUUAAACUGGUUAAAAUCUUCAUGCAAGCAGCCUAGUAUCCUCUCUAAAUUUUAUAGCCUAGGGAAGUUAACUACAAACUUGGGAUCCAAAGACCCAGGGAAAGAAUAUGAUGACUGUGAGCUUGAGGAGUCGUCUGUGAAGUGUGAAAAUGGUCACAAUAGUAAAGAAGAAUAUCAUGAACCAGUGUCUCCUGUGGAAAGCCAUAAUGGAAAAGGAACUGAAAAAGAACCAAAAAAGGAAGGUACAGAGCUGGCUGUUUUUGAGCUAGUGGAAAAACUGUUCCAGGGCCAGUUGGUGCUGAGAACAAGAUGCUUGGAGUGUGAGUGUUUUACUGAGAGGAGAGAAGAUUUUCAGGACAUCAGUGUUCCAGUGCAAGAAGAUGAGCUUUCUAAAACUGAAGAGAGUUCUGAAAUUUCUCCAGAGCCAAAAACAGAAACGAAGACUCUCAAAUGGGCCAUUUCACAGUUUGCAUCAGUGGAAAGGAUUGUGGGAGAGGAUAAAUAUUUCUGUGAGAACUGCCAUCAUUACACAGAAGCAGAACGCAGCCUUUUAUUCGAUAAAAUGCCUGAAGUGAUAACAAUUCACUUGAAGUGCUUUGCUGCUAGUGGCUUAGAGUUUGAUUGCUAUGGUGGACUGUCCAAGAUAAACACUCCCUUACUGACACCCCUCAAACUGUCACUAGGAGAGUGGAGCACAAAGCCAACCAACGACACCUACGGCUUGUUCGCAGUGGUCAUGCACAGUGGCAUUACAAUUAGCAGUGGACACUACACAGCUUCUGUCAAAAUUACAGAUCUCAACAGCCUAGAGUUAGACAAGGGAAACUUCAUCACCGACCAAAUGUACGAUGUGAUUAAACCAGAACCCCUGAAUGAGGAGGAGGCAAGAACUGUGGCUGAAGACUACGACGAUGGUGAAGUCUCCUUUCGCGUAAAUGGAAACACGCAGCCGGGUAAAGUUCUGAACAAAAAGAACAUGGAAGCUGUUGGACUCCUUGGGGGGCAAAAGAGCAAGCCUGACUGUGACCUCUAUAACAAACCAGCUAACCCUGAGAAGUUCCUGAAUGUAGUUCCCGAAAGCAGGAAUCCUGAGUCUAGCAGUAGUAAUGGGAGUGCAGGCAGCAGCACAGAACACGGCCAGCAAAACGGCGUUGCUUCCAGUGGACUCGAAAACAAAGCUCUAUAUGUGCUGCAGAGCCUGAAAGAGUAUGAAGGGAAGUGGCUGCUCUUUGAUGAUUCUGAAGUGAAGGUUACAGAAGAAAAGGACUUUCUGAAUUCUCUUUCUCCGACAUCGUCAUCUACAUCAACUCCUUACCUACUGUUUUAUAAGAAAAUUGUAGAGUGAGACUAUACUUGGAACUGUAAAUAUUCAGGAUUUGCAUACACCUCUUGGUCUGAUUUGCAUCAAAACUACCUGGAAGAAAUGGCUGUUUUGUUUUUGAAGCUACUGGAUCACAAUGUUCCUGGUCUUUCUUUUUUUGGUUGGUUGGUUGGUGUAAGUGGCUCAACUUGAAUUAACAAAGCCUGACAUAGAACUUAACUCGCAUAAUAACUUCUAUGCUGCAGAAAUAGUGCUAUGACCUUUUAGAAAUGCCCAUUUGUAUAGAUCCUAAGUGAUGCCUACAGUACACAGUAGUGGUUUUAACACAACUCUAGGUCUCAAACAUGCCUCUCCUGUAUUAUUAGCUCUUUUUUUUUUUCUUUUUUAAAUAAAAGUUAUUUGUAUUCAUAUCCCAGAGUAAAUGUAUAUUAACUAGCAGAGUUCAUCAGAUGUUGUGUAUUUUUGUAACUUGGGAAGUUACUACUUCAUAUUUAGUCUUUGGGUAAGUGACGUGGUUUAUUCUCCUUCUCCACUUCUAUUCUGCUUGGUGCAACUCAAAGCACAAGUUAAAAAAAGAAAAAAAAAUAAAGGGUCUUGUAACCUUGUUUAGUGUGUUGGAAGGAACUGAACUUAAUAGAAAUGUUUGUUCUAAUUUGCAUCUUGCUGCAUAGGUGUUCAAUGAGCAAAGUGUAAAUAGGUGUGAUUAAUACUUGGAAAGGGGGGAGUGUGUAGUGUAAUUAAAAUAAUUUUGUACUUUUAAAGAGUAAAGCCCUCUAAUAUGCAUAUCUGUUUGGGUGAGUUUGGAACUUAGUGAUGACUUAACAGCUAAUUUGUACUCAGAGCUCACUGAAGUGUGGGAAAACAAAGGCACUUGGCUUUGAUGCUUUGUUACAAAUGUAUAUAUGAAAUAAAAAACAACCAAUAUGAUAUG